AUGAGUGCUCCAUUACUGAAAGACGACGUAGCUGCCAGUCUACUUCCCCGUGACGCUCCAUCAGAGUUAAUUCCUGUUCGUGUCAGUGGCGAUGGCAACUGCCUCUUUCAUGCCGUGAAAGUGGCAUUGGCUGCAACCGGGAAAUGUUUGGAAGUGCCAACGGUUUUGCAUGGAAGAGCGGUCUGGGUGGACAUACCAUGUGUUACCCUACGUAAGGAUUCUCUUCAAGCUCAUGAAACAGGAGUUUGCCAUAAGGAAGCCGUUACAGAUGAAACUCGACUGUGCACUGGACAAAACACCAAAGACGAGCUCACAAGCAUCACCAGGAGAAGCAUGAUUGGUCGUUUCAAGUGUCUCUACUGGCUUUGUAAGGAGGAAAUAGCACACACUACGAAAUUUACAUCUCUGCUUGAUCUUGGCAAAUCCUUGGGUGCUGCAUACCUUUCAGCCAUAGAAAUUGGUGAUAACGCCAAGUACACAUCUCGACGGUUUAUACAGGAGGCACUUCAAGACAUGGCACUGACCAUCAAAAGGCCAAUUUACGCACAAGUCACCGCAUCACCGUAUUUUGCGCUCAUAGUUGAUGAAUCCACUGAUGUUUCAGUAACAAAGGAGCUAAUCGUGUACGCAAAAUACUUGAAUUCUCGAUGUCUUCCAGCUACCUCUUUCUUGGGAAUAAUCAGUCUCAACAACGGGCAAGCAAAUACCAUCUACACUGCUCUAAGAAGGAACUUUGAGGAAGGUGAAAACUUCAACUUCCAGGUCUCUCAUCAUUGUGUUGCGCACCGACUGGCACUCGCAGUAGGUCAGGCUGCCAACAGCAUACCUUUCCUGAACGAGUUUAAAUCAGUUGUAGCGCAACUGUUUCGGUUUUACGAUCAGUCUGCAGUGCGAAUGGCUGGAUUGAAAGAAAUAGAGAAUAUUUUGGGAGACGACAACAUCAAGUUGACCGAAGCAAAAGAUGUACGAUGGUUAAGCUAUGACGCUGCUGUGAGAGCACUGAGACGUACCUAUUCGUCAGUAAUACGGAGCCUGGAGACCGAAGCGCAUGACAGGAAAGAUGCUCAGGCACUUGGAUUGCUGACCUUUUGUCGAAAGUUUGAGUUUGUAGCUUCCCUUCUCCUUCUAUCUGACAUCCCCCCUCUUGCUAACCUUUCUAGGGCUUUUCAACGCAAGUCUCUUCCUUUCAGCGACACUAGAAUUCUCGUAGACGGCACUAAGGCAGCAAUCACUGCCCUCAUGCAAAGAAAAGGAACGUAUCUAUCCCAGUUAGAUAUCAAGAUCAAACAACUUGAAGACGUUGGCGUGCAACAGCCUUCUGAGCGUCAGAAAAUAAACUUUGCCACCAAAAUUGAAGAUCCAUAUCUUCAGAGUGUGGUGAACAACCUCGACGACAGAUUUCCAAAUACUACCUUGAUUGCUGCAUUUGAAAUUUUCUCUGGCACGUCUCUUCUACAAGAAUGCAAAAGUCCUGGAUAUGGUGAAGAAGAGGUAGAGCUUUUGGCGAGGCAAUUCAAUCCAGCAGUUGUGAAUGCAGAUGAUUUGCUGUCAGAGUGGAGAAUCUGGAAGGCUUCUGUGCAGACUGAUGGCACGGACCUCGAUGAAAAAAAUGCUCGGCAAGUAGCUCAGAUGUUCGCAAAAAGCGAGGCUCUAAAGGUCCUUUACCCCGAUCUGUAUUCCUUGGCUUGCGUUGCCUUGGUACUGCCUAUGUCAACGGUUGAUUGCGAAAGAGGGUUUUCUGCCGUCGGAAGGAUAAAAACAAAACUCAGAAACCGCCUCUCAGAAUACUCACCGAAUCACCUGAUGUUCAUAUCAGUAGAAGGGACAUCAUUUAAAGAAUUUGGGUUUGCUGAUUGGGCAAGAUCAAAGAAUAGGCGUCUUAAUUAA
Corticium candelabrum is the source of this 1887-nucleotide messenger RNA. RefSeq names its product zinc finger protein 862-like. The record is from RefSeq and is a predicted model, not a curated record. NCBI's taxonomy places the organism in Eukaryota, Metazoa, Porifera, Homoscleromorpha, Homosclerophorida, Plakinidae. Gene Ontology annotation, molecular function: protein dimerization activity. Bases 1 to 1887 code for a protein of 628 amino acids. The transcript has 4 exons.